Mauremys mutica (yellowpond turtle) is the source of this 2610-nucleotide messenger RNA. RefSeq names its product BRISC and BRCA1 A complex member 2 (gene BABAM2). Gene Ontology annotation, cellular component: BRCA1-A complex; BRISC complex. Lineage: Eukaryota; Metazoa; Chordata; Testudines; Geoemydidae. Bases 105 to 1337 code for a protein of 410 amino acids. The record is from RefSeq and is a predicted model, not a curated record. The transcript is spliced from 12 exons. Gene Ontology annotation, biological process: double-strand break repair.
GUUCCUGCCGUGGGGUGCAUUGGUCUAAUCUCAGGUGUGGCCUGUGAUGACAACAGGUCUCAAUACGUGACACACCAUCCUGAUCCCAGCUGCUUGUGGUGGUGAUGGUGGUGAUGAUGAGUCUCCAUAUUCAACACUUGAGCCUGAAGAGAGCUCAGUACAGCAGGAAAGAAGGACAAGUUAAAAUGUCUCCUGAAGUUGCUUUGAACAGAAUUUCACCGGCACUCUCUCCUUUCAUUUCCAAUGUGGUCAGAAAUGGAAAAGUAGGAUUGGAUGCUACUAACUGUCUAAGAAUUACAGACCUGAAAUCAGGCUGUACCUCUUUGACGCCUGGACCCAGCUGUGAUCGGUUUAAGUUGCAUAUCCCAUAUGCUGGAGAAACACUCAAAUGGGAUAUAAUUUUCAAUGCCCACUACCCAGAGCUGCCACCAGAUUUUAUCUUUGGAGAGGAUGCUGAAUUCCUGCCAGAUCCCUCUGCCUUGCAUAAUUUAGCCUCCUGGAAUCCCUCAAAUCCUGAAUGUCUCCUGCUUGUUGUGAAAGAGCUCGUCCAGCAGUAUCAUCAAUUCCAAUGCAGCCGAUUACGGGAGAGCUCUCGCCUCAUGUUUGAAUACCAGACUUUACUUGAAGAACCCCAGUAUGGAGAGAACAUGGAAAUUUAUGCUGGCAAAAAAAACAACUGGACUGGUGAAUUCUCAGCUCGCUUCCUUUUGAAGUUACCUGUGGAUUUCAGCAAUAUUCCCACAUACCUUCUCAAGGAUGUGAAUGAAGAUCCAGGAGAGGAUGUUGCUCUUCUUUCAGUCAGUUUUGAGGAUACAGAAGCUGCUCAGGUUUUCCCCAAGCUAUAUCUGUCCCCACGUAUAGAACAUGCUCUUGGAGGCUCCUCUGCCCUUCACAUUCCAGCCUUUCCAGGUGGAGGCUGUCUCAUUGACUAUGUACCGCAGGUGUGCCAGCUGCUGACUAACAAGGUACAAUAUGUUAUUCAGGGAUACCAUAAGAGAAGGGAGUAUAUUGCCGCUUUCCUGAGUCACUUUGGAACUGGUGUGGUGGAAUAUGAUGCAGAGGGCUUCACAAAGCUCACACUGUUGCUGAUGUGGAAAGAUUUUUGCUUCCUUGUUCACAUUGACCUACCUCUGUACUUUCCUCGAGACCAGCCAACUCUAACAUUUCAAUCAGUCUAUCACUUCACUAACAGUGGACAGCUGUAUUCCCAGGCCCAGAAAAACUACCCUUACAGCCCACGCUGGGAUGGCAAUGAGAUGGCCAAGAGAGCAAAGGCUUAUUUCAAAACGUUUGUCCCUCAGUUCCAAGAGGCAGCUUUUGCGAAUGGAAAGCUGUAGGAAACACCAGGUCUGGAGAAGAUGCCAGACAGAUUAUUACAUCCACAUGCAUGUCAGCCCCAAGAGGACUUCCUGGAAGUGGGUUGGAAUCUCUUUUUUUUUUAUACUUUUUGCCUCUGGAAUAGCUUUGAUCUCCACAGACUUCAUUAACUCUAUAAAACAAGGACCUCAGCUGGCUAAUUCUAAACUGAAUAUUUGAUACUCCUUCUCCAAUCCUCUGCUACCACUAUCAUUUCCUUUUAUAGCCACUGGAUUAAAUUAAAACCUUAGUGUUUAGAUGUGAUACCAUUGCCCUGUGACAACAAUGUUUAAUGCGAUGCCUUGUUUCAGAAAUGCUUGUCUUUCAGGUGUUGUUAAGAAGCGAUUGUUUUCAUACCAGUAUUCUGUUGUUCUGAACCUUUGUAUAUUUUCAGCAUAUCCUAAUAAUAUAUAAAGCUGCCAUAAUUACCAGAAAUGCCUAAUGGACUAUAUAAUGCCAUAUUCUGCCUCUGACAUUUGCCUAUAUUUAUGGUUCUUAUCGACACAUGUAUGAGUCCCAAUAUUUAACUGCUCACUGCCUUUCAGAUGUGUCUGAUGUUGACAUGGCAGUAUUUUUUUUAAUAUCUCAGCUGAAAACUCAUCAUGAGUUGAAUUCAGUGUCUUUAUAGUCUAGUUUAUUUCAGGUAACACAACUUAAGGUGACUUUCUAAUUGACAUCAGUUGCUGUUACUGAGAAAGGUCUAUCGCUUUAGUAUCAACUGUUCAAGUAAAUUAAGUUGAGUAAAUUAAGGAGACAAACUAGAGCUCCUGCAUAGUCCUACAACUCUGUCAAGUAACGUAAAUACCACUAAUGAAACAGGCCUUUAACAAGGAAUUACUGGAGUCUUUGAAGGCAACAGAUACAAUAAUCUAGGGAAACAGAUUUAUUUAACCUAAGACUUGCAGUUUUAGUCAGCACAUAUAUGUAAAGAAUUGAUGAGAAGACAUAAUGGGAUGCAUCAGUCUUUCUAAUGCUGUAAUGGUAAAUGAAGAAUCCCAGCCACUCAUCUUCCCCUUCUUGUGAUAUGUUAUAGCUGACUCUUAGUGGUGUCACUUCCCAAAUUAAAUUGUAGACAGACCAGGGUACUUUCCAGCAUGGAAUAAAGUUUGUGUGUUGUUAUAAAUGGAAUACAGAAAAGGUACUUUCUGCUAAGUGUUAGGGAACUGGACUGAUGAGCUGUUCUGAAGACAUAAUAGUGAAAAGUAAUAUAUCAAUAUUUCUGUUGAUGUUAUUAAAUAUGUAUACAAAUUUUAA